GGCUCCCCGACUCUGACUCCGUGCUGUGCCGCUGGACCGUCGGAUCGUUGAUGACUGGACGGCUUUAUGACUCAGACCAAGGACGCCCUCUAACCUAGCCUGUUUGCCUAUUUGUUUAUCGGACAUCUUUGGUUCGUGGGUCAUUGUUCGAACCAGCCUCUCGCGUCGCUCCUGCCUCGAUUCUGGCUAUAUCCUUUAUAUCCUCCUCCGAAAGCCCCCACAUACUGGGGCUGUCACCUCUUCAGACGUCUCUACGUUCUAACAGCCGUAUAACCUACCUAUUCACGACUGGUUGCCGAUCAACGACCGAUCAUCGAUCAUGUCUGACUCUCUACUUGAUCUCCGCCGAGCUGGCGCCGAAGCCAAACGGGUCCACGACCACAAGGCCAAGUGGGCGUACGGGAGCCGAAGUGCUCGCAGUCACCAUGACCCUGUUUGCGCCCUCCCCUUGACUCGUCCUGCCAUGCCAGUCUCCCAUAACAUGAACUUGACCCGCGCCAUGCGCUUCGACCGGAAGAGCAAGACCAACCAGCAGGUCAGCGACGCCAAGAUCGCCCUGCGCGCCGACGUCCGCGAGGCCCUCGACAACGGUCCAUCGGAUUCGUCCAGUGAGGACGUCGACGACCCUGCCGCGGCAGAGAAGAUCAUCGACGAGUCCGACGCGAAGGAGGACACCCCGACCGACUACGACGUGUCGGGACAGACCAUACUCUCCGUCGCCGUGAGCAAGGCGGUCGAGAAGUUCGAGAUCAAGGAGACGGAGCGGAUCGUCAAGGAGUACGAGAUCAUCACGCCCGAGAGCGAGAUGGCCAUCGGCUACUUGGCUGAUGAUGACUUUGAGCUGGUGGAUCACGUCCAGCUAUGACAUGUCUUUGGUGUGAGUGGGCGUUUCUUCGCGGCCAUGGGUAUGGAGUUGGGUAUAUAUGGUUUGCACCAGUUCAUUCUGAGCUUCUGAGCCUUGCUUUUGAUGAGCUUCGUUGGCUUCGAUGGCUUCAAUGAGCUUCUUGUUGUAUAUCACUUCGCGU
This is a messenger RNA of Aspergillus heteromorphus CBS 117.55, 1025 nucleotides long. RefSeq lists its product as uncharacterized. The record is from RefSeq and is a predicted model, not a curated record. The transcript is spliced from 2 exons. Bases 320 to 865 code for a protein of 181 amino acids. Lineage: Eukaryota; Fungi; Ascomycota; Eurotiomycetes; Eurotiales; Aspergillaceae.